CAACCAAAUAAGUACCAUGGCUAAAUUAAUGAAGAGAAAAGAGCUUGAGCAGCAUCUACAAGAUCUAGAUGGAUUUUCAAAGCCAAAAAUCCUUCUUGAGCAAUAUGAAACAAGAGCUCAUAUAGCUGCUUGUAUGCUUCACACUAUUGAAAGUGCCUAUGGAGAUUUGUGCCAGAAAACUGUUCUAGAUCUAGGAUGUGGGUGCAGUGUCUUGGGAGUUGGAUCAGUGUUACUAGGAGCAUCCUAUGUUUUAGGGGUGGAUAUUGAUGAAGAGGCAUUGCAAAUCUCAAAUUCAAACAUAAAUCAGUUUGAGUUAAAUGAAGUUGAUUUGCUACAUGCAGAUGUGAAAAUUUUACCUCUGAUUUUGGGAGACAACAAAAAAUUUGAUACUGUUGUCAUGAAUCCCCCUUUUGGAACAAAGCAUAACAAGGGAUUAGAUUCAUUGUUUUUAGAAAUUGGACUUCAGUGUUUGAGUGACAAAGGAGUAUUGUAUUCCUUACACAAAUCGUCGACACGCGACUAUUUUCACCGGAAAGCGCCUAGUUGGAAAGUGGAUGCCCGCGUUUUGGCAGAACUGCGAUACGAUUUACCAGCUACGUAUAAAUUCCAUAACAAGACUUCUGUUGACAUUGAAGUUGACUUUUGGAGAUUUGAAAAGAAAAAUUAAGUGUAUUCCAGCUCACACACACACAAAUAAUAAUAAUAAAUGACGGCAAUCACAUUCGA
Messenger RNA from Daphnia carinata, 726 nucleotides. It is a transcript of the gene Mettl5, whose product is annotated as rRNA N6-adenosine-methyltransferase METTL5-like. Gene Ontology annotation, biological process: rRNA methylation. The transcript has a single exon. The record is from RefSeq and is a predicted model, not a curated record. The coding region runs from base 17 to 667 and encodes 216 amino acids. Lineage: Eukaryota; Metazoa; Arthropoda; Branchiopoda; Diplostraca; Daphniidae. Gene Ontology annotation, molecular function: nucleic acid binding; rRNA (adenine-N6-)-methyltransferase activity.